Molecule: messenger RNA, 623 nt
Organism: Paramecium sonneborni
Lineage: Eukaryota; Ciliophora; Oligohymenophorea; Peniculida; Parameciidae
Source: the annotation of a GenBank genome assembly
AUGUCAACGAAGAGACAAAAUUAAAAAGAGAAGUAAAAGAAUAUGCCAACAAUUAUAGAGCAUAAUAUUCGUACAAUUAUUUAAAUUGAUAGUGGUAGCUGAUAUUCCUAAAAUGGUUUCUAGUGAAGGUACUUUUCAAAGUCAUUUUAGUUGUAGACAAUCAGAAACAAUUUUAAAAUGAUUUCUCAAAGCUAAAAAACGAGAAUUAUGUUUUAGAAGUAAUAUAUUAUCAAUAAUGAAAGAGAGAAUUUAACUUUGAGUAAAUAGAGCAAUUCACAUAAUUUAACAACAACAGCUUAAUGGAUAACAAUUAUCCCUCCAAGCUUAUAGAUUUGACUCUUUAGCGAGAUUGUAAAAAGAUAUAAAAAUAGAAUGUUUAAACUAAACAAAUAAAUGACUUUCAAUAAUUACAAGAAAUUUAGAAUCCAAACUAAUUAGAAAGGAAAAUAACCUCAAAGUAAUCUAAAGAGGCUAAGUCAUAAAAUAUAUUAAAUGAGGAAAUUAAAAACUUUGAAGAAAGGAUUGUGAAAUAUACAUCAGAAGUCAAUCAAGAAAUAAAGUUGAUUCCUAAGCUUUCAGAAGAAUGGAAGAAGAAGUUUACAUUCAUAAAAAAAAAGAAAUGA